UGCACGGGUGCGGGUCCGCGCCGAGCCUGGUCGCCGCCAUACGCGGCACGCCCCCGCCAGGGAGGAGCUCGGCUCAGGCGGGCUGCCCUGCCCCUGGGGCUGGGGCCCAGCCGCCCCCGGCGAGCCGCCCCCGGCCUCCGCGCCAUGAGCGCCGGCCUCUGACCGCCCGGAGUACGACACCUGCCCGUCGAACGCCGUCAUGGACUACUCGUACCUGAACCAGGCCGCGGCCGGCUUCGACCCGUCGUCGUGCGCCCUGGACGGGCACGGCCUCGGCGCCGGCCUCCCCUGCGCCUACCCGGACCUCAGCUCGGCCGGCUGCUCGCAGAUGUCCGGCUACCGCUACGCGUCCAACAUGGGCGCGCGGGGCUACCCGCCCGCCGGCAUGGGGCCCCCGGGACACAACCAGCAGUGCGCCAUGAUGUCCAGGCCGCACGAAGUGCACCGGGCCAUGUUCCCCUCCGCCAUGGACCUGCAAGGCUACAAGGUGUACCCGGGGCACGACGGGCUGACGGAGAAGCGGAAGCAGCGCCGGAUCCGAACCACCUUCACGUCGGCGCAGCUCAAGGAGCUGGAGCGGGCCUUCCAGGAGACGCACUACCCGGACAUCUACACGCGGGAGGAGAUCGCGCUCAAGAUCGACCUGACGGAGGCGCGCGUGCAGGUGUGGUUCCAGAACCGGCGCGCCAAGUUCAGAAAGCAGGAGCGGCUGGCGCAGCAGAAGGGUCCCCAUACCCCGAACGGCGAGUCCGGCGGCGGAGGCGGGGCGGGCAGCGGAGGCUCGUCCCCCGUCAAGUCGGAGCAGGGUGGCGGAGGCGGCGGCGGCGCAGGGGCGUGCGCUGCGCCCGGGGGCGGCUCCGGGGCCGGCGCGGGGGCGGCUGGGGGCGGCGCGGCCGGCGGAGGCACCACGGCCCCCAAGUCGGACAAGAUGGCGACGCCCCAACACUCGCCGCUCCACGACGUCAAGCCCAUGAACGGCACCAGCAAACUGGACUCGUCUGGCCUCACCCAAAUCAACAACAACAAGUGGCCGCUCUCCCCACAGCACCAGCAGCAACAGCAGCAGCAACAACAACAGCAACCGUGCCGGCAGCAAGCCACUCCCCUGCAGCAGCAACAGCAGCAACAACACCAGCAGCAGCAGCAACAGCACAUGGGGCUGGGCGGCGACUCGUCGCUGUCGUCGCCCUUUGCACUCCUGGGCGGCUACCUCCACGGCGCCGGGGGGCACAUCUUCUAGUGUGCGGCCAAGCCGAAGAGUACGCCGCGGGUUAUUUUUUGUCUGAAACGGAACUUUCGAAAAAAAAUGUGAUAAGGGUCAGGAGGGCGAGCAUUUUGGCCGCUGACCUCGCCCUGACCUCGGACCCCUGGCACCUCCAAGUGUGCUCCGUGUAGAGAUCACCCGUGCCACUGCUGUCAUCGACUUCCUUUGUACAUAUAACAAUAAUGAUAAUACUAUCCAACUCGUCCUGCCUGCGCUUUAGAUAGGGCGCCCUGAGGAAGUAACAUCGAAACUCUGUUGGAACUAUGAUGGAACUAAGUUUCCGACAGUAGUAGUUUCUCACCGGUGACGCUUUUAGCACCCCCAGCUCUAUCUUCGACAACUUUCAUAAUUUGAAGUCGACGCACCGAUGCGAGCUUGCGGCCGGCAGGUCAGUGGUUGCAGGGUAUCUUGGUUCUAUCGUGAUAACUUUUUUUUUGCAGUGUCUCCAUGCACUGACUAACUGUAUACUAUGUGUAUGAAUCGUGUACGUUGUACACUGUACAUUGUACACUGUACAACGCUAUUGUAAAUAACGAUCGUACUUGUGCGGGCUGAUUGCCGGCCCAACCGUCCUCCCGAGAGAAACCCAUCCCACCCCAUGUUUAUAAUCUUUAUUCCCUGUGAAAAAAUACUAUAAUGAUGAUGACGAUGAUGAUAAUAAAAAAAUACU
Frankliniella occidentalis (western flower thrips) is the source of this 1934-nucleotide messenger RNA. RefSeq names its product paired mesoderm homeobox protein 2B-like. NCBI's taxonomy places the organism in Eukaryota, Metazoa, Arthropoda, Insecta, Thysanoptera, Thripidae. Gene Ontology annotation, molecular function: RNA polymerase II transcription regulatory region sequence-specific DNA binding; DNA-binding transcription factor activity, RNA polymerase II-specific. The coding region runs from base 200 to 1240 and encodes 346 amino acids. The record is from RefSeq and is a predicted model, not a curated record. Gene Ontology annotation, biological process: regulation of transcription by RNA polymerase II. The transcript has 4 exons.